Messenger RNA from Zingiber officinale, 1771 nucleotides. RefSeq names its product protein DETOXIFICATION 52-like. Gene Ontology annotation, molecular function: antiporter activity; xenobiotic transmembrane transporter activity. Gene Ontology annotation, biological process: xenobiotic detoxification by transmembrane export across the plasma membrane. NCBI's taxonomy places the organism in Eukaryota, Viridiplantae, Streptophyta, Magnoliopsida, Zingiberales, Zingiberaceae. The coding region runs from base 42 to 1700 and encodes 552 amino acids. Gene Ontology annotation, cellular component: membrane. The record is from RefSeq and is a predicted model, not a curated record. The transcript has a single exon.
AGCAUUGCGCAAACAGAGCAGCGGCAGCAGCUUCCGCCGCGAUGCGCAACACGACGCCGUCCGUCUCAAUGGCCCCAUCCGACGAGAAGAAUGUUCUUCUCUCGCCCGGCCAUAUCUACCUCGCUAUAGUCCCUCGCCUUUCUAGCCAAUCGAGGCUUGGCGAUGAUAUUAAAGAGCAGGGAACUUCCGGUGAGGAGAAAUCGUUUCCGCCGCCGGAGGAGAUGCUGAAGGAAGCUGCCUCACUCUUCCGUCUCUCUUUACCCAUUGCGCUUACGGCGCUGCUGCUCUACGUGCGCUCGGUCGUGUCCAUGCUGUUCCUGGGCUCGCUGGGUGACCUCCCCCUGGCCGCUGGCUCCCUCGCCAUCGCCUUCGCCAACAUCACCGGCUACUCCGUCCUGUCGGGGCUUUCGCUCGGCAUGGAACCGCUCUGCUCGCAGGCGUUCGGCGCCAACCAGCCGCGCCUCAUGAGGCUGACCUUCCACCGUUCCGUUCUCUUUCUCCUCUGCUCCUCGUUGCCUAUCGCGCUGCUCUGGCUCAACAUGUCGCGGAUCCUGCUCUUCCUCCGGCAGGACCCGGAGAUCACCGCGCUGGCUCAGGAUUACCUCCUGUUCGCGCUCCCGGACCUCCUCUGCUUCUCCGUCAUACACCCACUCCGGAUCUACCUACGGUCGCAGGGCGUCACUCGGCCGCUCACUACCGCGGCCGCCAUCGCCGCCGCCGUCCACCUACCGGCCAAUUUCCUCCUCGUGAUCCACCUUGGCCUGGGUGCGCCCGGCGUGGCCGCGGCCACCGCUGCCUCUAACCUCGCGCUUGUCCUCUGCCUCCUCCCGCUCGUGCCCCUCGGGCCCACCACGGAGUGCCUCUCGGGAUGGGGCCCGCUGGCCCGCCUCGCCGCCCCCAGUUGCGCCUCCGUGUGCCUCGAGUGGUGGUGGUACGAGCUUAUGAUUCUCCUCUGCGGCCUCCUCCCGGACCCCCGUGCCUCCGUCGCCUCCAUGGGCGUUCUCAUCCAGACCACCUCCCUCGUCUACGUCUUCCCAUCCUCCCUCGGCUUCGGCGUCUCUGCUCGCGUCGGGAACGAGCUCGGAGCCCACCGCCCUGCGCGCGCGCGCGUCUCUGCGACCAUUUCCGUGCUCCUCGCCGCCGCCAUGGGCCUCGCCGCGAUGUGCUUCUCCGCCGCUGUCAGGGAGCGAUGGGGCCAGAUGUUCACUGACGACGCUGACAUCCUGCGGCUGACGGCAGCGGCGCUGCCGAUCGUGGGGCUAUGCGAGCUCGGCAACUGCCCGCAGACCGUCGGAUGCGGUGUCCUGCGCGGCAGCGCGCGCCCGUCGCGCGCUGCGCACGUCAACCUGAGCGCCUUCUACCUCGUAGGGAUGCCGGUUGCCGUCGGACUGGGAUUCUGGCUUGGAAUGGGCUUCGUCGGGCUGUGGAUGGGCCUCCUCGCGGCCCAAGUAUGCUGCGCCGGCCUCAUGCUUCACGCCGUAGGGACCACCGACUGGGAGGCGCAGGCUCAACGGGCCCAGAUGCUGACGCGUGCGACCGCUACCGCAGCCGUCUCGGCUCCGCCGGAGCCGGCGGUGCCGGAGGAAGUGAAGGUAAAGGAACAGGUGGCGCAGAACCGGGGGGAGGAGGGCAGAUUGUAUUAUGAGCCACUGUUUUCGAUCAAGGUGUAUGAGUUGGAGAAGAUGAAACCGGCUAUCUAGAAAAGGUUACUACUAUCUAUUAAUUCAUUGCAAAAUUGCAGUGCUCGACGAUUGUUAAAAAAAAAAGUAAA